Brugia malayi is the source of this 291-nucleotide messenger RNA. RefSeq lists its product as uncharacterized. Bases 1 to 291 code for a protein of 96 amino acids. Lineage: Eukaryota; Metazoa; Nematoda; Chromadorea; Rhabditida; Onchocercidae. The record is from RefSeq and is a predicted model, not a curated record. The transcript is spliced from 3 exons.
AUGUUUUAUCAUUGUUUAGGAUUGUUAUUUGUGCUGUCCAUUAGUGCAAUACCACUACCCGAAGAACUGGAUUAUGGUGGGGAAAUUCCGAACUGUCGCGACGGUGGAAAACCUCUACUAGCCGCAGAUAUUGGAAUUCAUACAUGUGAAAAAAAUUGUCCCGAAGGAUUCCGAUGUGAAUACAAAACAGCGAAUGAUACUACGAGGAAAGGUAUAUGUUGUCCAAACUUGAAAGAGUUGGAAAAAAUUUACAAUGAGGAUGAGAAACUGGAUAGAACUAUCAAGAACUGA